Peromyscus maniculatus bairdii (prairie deer mouse) is the source of this 1984-nucleotide messenger RNA. NCBI's taxonomy places the organism in Eukaryota, Metazoa, Chordata, Mammalia, Rodentia, Cricetidae. The record is from RefSeq and is a predicted model, not a curated record.
CGGGGCGGCACCGGCUUCGGCAUGGCGGAGGUGGACCUAGAGUCAGAUCAGAUUCGACUGAAGUGUAUCCGUAAGGAAGGUUUCUUCACUGUGCCUCCAGAACACAGGGUUUCCUCACAAGUAAGAAGUUGUGACUGCAUGUUGGAGGCAGGAUCCUUCUCCACAGAGGCCAUUUGUUACUAGACAGCAGACAUCUGGAACACCGAAUUGGAGGGAGUAAUUAGGUCUCUUUCAAUACUUCAGAGUGGUUCCAGUGUCUUUCUUCCCCUCUGCUCAUCAGGAAAUUCCAACUUGGAAGAUGCCGGAGCGUUAAGGAGUUUGAGAAGCUGAACCGAAUUGGCGAGGGCACCUAUGGCAUCGUGUAUCGGGCCCGGGAUACCCAGACAGAUGAAAUUGUUGCCCUGAAGAAGGUGCGGAUGGACAAAGAAAAAGAUGCCAGAGCUUGAGCUCCCUGAGCCCCGCCAGACUUUCCCUGCCUUGGCGAACUGUGAAACUGUACAUUCUCUCCAAACCCUGUGGCCCCUGUCCUCUGGCAUUCCCAUCAGCAGCCUGCGUGAGAUCACACUGCUCUUGCGUCUCCGCCAUCCAAACAUUGUGGAGCUGAAGGAGGUGGUUGUGGGCAGCCACCUGGAGAGCAUCUUCCUGGUGAUGGGUUACUGUGAACAAGAUCUGGCCAGCCUAUUGGAAAAUAUGCCAACACCCUUCUCUGAGGCCCAGGUUAAAUGCAUCAUGCUACAGGUGCUUCGUGGCCUUCAGUACCUGCACAGGAACUUCAUCAUCCACAGGGAUCUGAAGGUGUCCAACUUGCUCAUGACAGAUAAGGGCUGUGUAAAGACAGCGGAUUUUGGCCUGGCUCGGGCCUAUGGUGUUCCAGUAAAGCCAAUGACUCCCAAGGUUGUUACCCUCUGGUACCGAGCCCCAGAGCUGCUGCUUGGAACUACUACCCAGACUACCAGCAUUGACAUGUGGGCUGUUGGCUGCAUCCUGGCAGAGCUGCUGGCCCAUAAACCCCUUCUCCCUGGCACUUCCGAGAUCCACCAGAUCGACUUGAUUGUACAGCUGCUGGGGACACCGAGUGAGACUAUCUGGCCGGGUUUUUCCAAGCUGCCGCUGGCUGGCCAGUAUAGCUUGAGGAAACAGCCCUACAACAAUCUCAAGCACAAGUUCCCGUGGCUCUCAGAGGCCGGACUUCGUCUGCUCAAUUUCCUCUUCAUGUAUGACCCUAAGAAAAGGGCAACUGCGGGGGACUGUCUGGAGAGCUCCUACUUCAAAGAGAAGCCCCUACCCUGCGAACCGGAACUCAUGCCCACCUUCCCCCACCACCGCAAUAAGCGUGCCGCCCCAGCUGCCGCUGAGGGGCAGAGCAAACGAUGCAAGCCCUGAUGGUGGGUCCAGCCCAUCCCUACACAUCCUCAUGGAGCAGUCGGCAGACUGGGAGGGCCCUCCAGGCCAAGAUGCCUUCGGCCCCUCCAGCCAACAUCUUCAGAUGACUCCUCCCUGCUACCCUCUGUGCCCAGACGCAAGUAGAUUGUGGACAGGGGUGUUGCCGACUGGGGACACACAGCUCAGACUGGACUGUUGUAGCGCCAUCUGGUGGGCAGCUACUCGUGGCAGCCUCGUCUGUCAGUGAAGCUGUGCUUCUGGGGAGGCAGGGCUAGUGCUGAGCGGCCUAAAGGUCCGCAUCAGUGGAGUGCUGGAACUGGAGCUGGGCCUUAGCCUGGAGUGAGCAGGCCCAGGAGACCGUGCUGUUCCUGCUUGGUCACCAGGAGAUGCCCGGGACAGACAGGCUAUCGUGACCCUGGGCAGGGAUGGUGGGCUUCAGGUGGGAGGGAGGGAGGCAGCAAGUGUUGGUUGGGGCCAUGAUAGGAUACUUUUAAGACUGUCAGAAUGAGAGCCCUUGGUGGACGUGACUGGCGCUGAUACCCAGGGGAAGAAUUGGUGGGCCCCUUUUCCAGGGGUGGAGAGAUAAAAAGCCUUUCCAAUA